AUGUUGUUGUUGGAGAAGAGGCCUGGCAUCUUGCAACGCGAAGAUGCAAAGAAGAUUAUCCGUAGUUACAACAAAGUAGCCAGAGUUUUGUUGGAAUAUGAAGUGCUUUAUCACAGGGCCUGGAUGCAACAGAUUGAAACUAUCCAGUUUGGUCUUCAAGCAACUUUACUGGUUAAGCAUCCUGACACUGGACAGAUGAUUGUGAACUUUGACCCUGAUCUUACAGUUCUGAUAAGAGAAGCAGAAUGCAUGGUUCGAAUGGGGUUGGAGAUCCCUGAUAAUGCGAAAGCACUUCUACAAAGACGGGAUAUGUUGAAACGGAUGUACAAUAAGCUGCAGCUAUUACUGGAAGAAAACUCCAAAGUACGUGGAAAAAUUAAACAAGUUUAUGAAACCCUUAUUGCACCACAUGUGCAUGAGAUUGAUGAAGCUUUUCAACCGGGUCUUGUAACACUAAACUGGACAUCAUUAAACAAUGACCAUUUUGUGGAUAGUGUGUAUGCAAAAUUAGGGUUAGUUGAUUUACUGAUUUGCAGAGUAAAUGACCUUGUAGAAUAUCGUAUCGAGCGGACCCUGUGGGAUAUGAGCACCAUCUCACUUUGUGAAUUUCCUGAGGAAACACCAUGGACAUGUGAGGAGUUUUUGAGACGCACGCAGGAUAUUUGCACCAAAGGAGCGCAGACAUUGCAAUGUAAAAGUAUGAUGGUGGAAGCAGCAGUGAAUGAACUCAUUAAAAUGCUUUAUGAUGUGGAUUCAGAUGAUGAAAAUGACAUAGAAGAAAAUAAAGGAACAAAAACAUCUAUACAAUCAAGUGCAAUCACCUCUCCUGAUGCUCGUUCAACCUCGGCAGCAAAAAGUCUCCAAGACCCCAAUUUUCUGAAGCACGAAGCAAGAGAAUUACUCAACCAUUUCAGCCAUUGUAACAUGGAAGCUCUUAUUAAGGUUAUCCGCAAUGCCCUGGAGAAGCUGAGAAAAUGCAUGCAGAAUUCAUCCACACUCCUUUAUCAGGAUGCUGAUGCUAGCUUUCAAAUGCAAACCUCACAAGCAAUUCUCCAUGCUGACAUUUGCUUUGCCAUUCCUAACAUUGAGCUGCAUCCCAGUCUGGAAGAAGCCCAGAAUACUUUGAAUAGAGUUUGUGACUGCAUUAUCAAUGUUUCCAAAGGGUUGUCGGUAUGGGGAAAGAAAAGAAUGACAAACAUAAAAAAUAAUGCCCAGGGAAUUGCUGAACUCCGAACAAAUGAUACACAGAUUGACCCUUUCAUUAAUGUUCAUGUAGAUCCUGGUGAAGCCAAUGGUUCAGGUGCAGAUACUGUUGCUGUCCACACCCAGACUAACAAUUACUACAAAAUAAUUUCAGAAAAUAAAGAGGUAGUUAAACUGGUUUCUGUUAUUUCAUCAUCCAUCAUCUCAUUUAGAAAGGACCUGCAAGAGGUUUUGGAAAAGUUGAUCAGCUACUGUCAUAUCUGGAAAAACGAUCGUGAAACAACUCUGAAGAAGUUUAUGAAGGGAAUCCCCUCAAUCUCCGAACUUGAGUUCCAAAUCAAGUUUUACCGCAAUCUGCAGGUCCAAGUUCAAGCUGAACCCAGAGUCAUUUAUAUGGGUCCUUUUGCACUGUAUGCAGAUGAUAUGAAGAUAACCUUGAUGGAAGAAUGCAGAGCUUGGAUGAUUGGGUUUUCUCAAAUCUGUAAUGAAAAAUAUAGGACAAAUCUGGAAAAUAUCUUGAUCUUCAUAGAAGAGACUUCAAGGAAAUUAAAUCGUCCAUUCAAUGACCUGGAUGAUAUUAGAAUAAUUGUAAGUUCUUUGAAAGAGAUACGAGAAAAACAGAUUGAGAUCGAUUUACAAAUUGGACCCAUUGAGGAAUUCUUUGCCAUGCUGAAUAAAUAUGAGAUGCAAGUUGUUAAGGAAGAUUCUGACAGAGUGGAUACAUUGCGAUAUACCUGGGAAAAGCUUCUCAUGCAUGGAACAGCAGUACAGAAUCAGCUAAUUUCUUUACAACCUUCAUUCCGUGCUGAACUGAUCAUCAAUAUGAAAACUUUUUUAGAAGAUUCUGAUACUUUCUUCCAAGACUAUGAAAAGGAAGGACCUAUGCAGCUUGCAUUGUCCCCUCAAGAAGCUAAUGACCAGCUGGUUAUUUAUCAGAAUCGUUUUGACAACCUUUAUCGCAAAUUUAUCACUUGCACUGCUGGAGAGGAGCUCUUUGGGUUGUCAGUUACACAAUGCCCCGAACUGCUGGAGGUAAAAAAGGAGCUGAACCUUUUACAGAAGCUUUAUGGCCUUCACAAUAAUGUGAUCAACACAGUGAACAGCUACUUUGAAGUUCUCUGGGCCGAGGUGAACAUAGAGAAGAUAAACAAUGAGCUGCUGGAUUUUCAGAACAGAUGCCGCAAACUGCCUCGAGGUUUGAAGGAAUGGCCAGCCUACCUUGAUUUAAAGCAGACCAUCGAUGACUUCAAUGAAAGUUGUCCCCUAUUGGAGAUGAUGUCCAAUAAGGCUUUGAUGCCUCGUCAUUGGCGGCGCAUUGGCCACGUCAUGAAACAAGACUUUGACGUUGACAGUGAAACGUUUAAAUUGUCCAACAUUAUGGAAGCCCCACUUCUAAAGUACAAAGAAGAAAUUGAGGAUAUUUGCAUCAGCGCUGUGAAAGAAAAAGAUAUUGAACAGAAGCUGAAGCUAGUCUUAGCAGAGUGGGAUAAUCGAUACUUCACAUUUGCCAACUUUAAAUCACGUGGUGAGCUACUCCUCCGCGGUGACAACACAUCUGAGAUCAUCUCACUUGCAGAAGAUAGUUUAAUGGUUCUUGGUUCCCUCCUGAACAACAGGUACAAUGCUCCAUUUAAAGCACUUAUUCAAAAGUGGGUGCACAACCUAUCCUCCACAAUAGAUAUAAUUGAGAGCUGGUUGACUGUACAAAACCUAUGGGUGUAUCUGGAAGCAGUGUUUGUGGGUGGAGAUAUUGCCAAGCAGCUACCAAAGGAAGCAAAGAGAUUUUCCAAUAUUGACAAGUCAUGGAUGAAGAUAAUGAUUCGUGCCCAUGAGGUCCCUAACGUGGUUCAGUGUUGCAUGGGAGAUGAAGCCAUGGUCCGGCUGCUACCACAUCUUCUGGAGCAACUUGAAAUAUGUCAGAAAUCAUUAACUGGUUACCUGGAAAAGAAGCGGCUGAUAUUUCCAAGAUUCUUCUUUGUAUCAGAUCCCACUCUGCUGGAGAUCCUCGGCCAAGCAUCUGAUUCCCAUACAAUACAAUCUCAUUUGCUUAAUGUAUUUGACAAUAUUAAAUCAGUCCUGUUUCACGAGACGAUCCAUGACCACAUAUUGGCUGCAAUCUCCAGAGAAGGGGACACCAUUGAAUUUGAUAACCCAGUUGUCACAGAAGGGAAUGUGGAAGUUUGGCUGAAUUCACUGCUUAUGGAGUCUCAAAGUUCUCUGCACAGCAUUAUUCGGACCGCUGCUGAAGUAAUACAAGUGGAACGCUUUAAUCUUAUUGAUUUCCUGAAUGGUUUCUGUGCUCAGGUCGGCCUUCUUGGCAUCCAGAUGAUUUGGACCAGAGAUGCACAAGAUGCUUUAAGGCUUGCAAAAGGUGAUUGCAAAAUCAUGCAGACAACAAACCAAUAUUUUCUGGAAAUGCUCAAUAAACUGAUUGGCACAACAACCAAAGAUUUAGAUGUUAAUAAGCGUGUGAAAUAUGAAACUUUAAUUACUAUUCACGUCCAUCAAAGAGAUAUCUUCGAUGAGCUGUGCCGGAUGCAGAUUAAAUCUCCGACUGACUUUGAAUGGUUGAAACAGUGCAGGUUCUACUUCAAUGAAGAUGCUGAUAAAAUGAAGAUAGUGAUUACUGAUGUGGAUUUUACUUACCAAAAUGAGUUUUUGGGAUGCACUGAGAGACUAGUUAUCACUCCCCUCACUGACAGGUGCUACAUCACUUUAGCGCAGGCUAUUGGAAUGAAUAUGGGUGGUGCUCCUACAGGACCAGCUGGCACAGGAAAGACUGAAACAGUCAAAGAUAUGGGCAAGUGUCUUGGCAAGUACGUGGUGGUGUUCAACUGUUCGGACCAGAUGGAUUUCCGAGGCCUUGGCCGAAUCUUCAAAGGACUGUCCCUAUCAGGGUCUUGGGGAUGCUUUGACGAGUUUAAUCGGAUUGACUUGCCUGUACUUUCUGUGGCUGCUCAGCAAAUAGCCAUUAUCCUGACCUGCAAGAAGGAACACAGAAGAAGUUUUGUCUUCACAGACAAUGACACGUUAGACAUUAAUCCAGAGUUUGGCAUCUUCCUUACAAUGAAUCCAGGUUAUGCUGGGAGACAGGAACUUCCUGAAAACCUCAAGAUUAAUUUCCGGUCAGUGGCAAUGAUGGUGCCUGAUCGCCAGAUUAUCAUCCGUGUCAAGCUGGCAAGCUGUGGAUUCAUAGACAAUGUCACCCUUGCUUGCAAGUUCUUUACGCUGUACAAAUUGUGUGAGGAGCAGCUUUCCAAACAGGUGCAUUAUGAUUUUGGACUCCGCAAUAUUUUGUCUGUUUUACGGACACUCGGAGCUGCAAAGCGAGCCAGGCCUGAAGAUACUGAAUCUACGAUCGUUAUGGGAGUCCUUCGAGACAUGAACCUCUCCAAACUGAUUGAUGAGGAUGAACCACUGUUCCUUAGCCUGAUAGAGGAUUUGUUUCCUGGCAUCCGGUUGGAUAAGGCCAGAUAUCUAGAAUUUGAAGCAGCUAUUGACAAACAGAUUGACGAUGGAGGUCUAGUGAAACAUGUAGCUUGGAAACUGAAGGUUAUUCAGUUAUUUGAAACUCAGCGCGUACGACAUGGUAUGAUGACGUUGGGUCCAAGUGGUGCUGGAAAGACGACUUGUAUUCACACCCUCAUGAAGGCAAUGACAGAGUGUGGUCAACCUCACAGAGAGAUGCGAAUGAACCCCAAAGCGAUUACUGCCGCUCAGAUGUUUGGCCGUUUGGAUGUAGCCACCAAUGACUGGACUGACGGAAUAUUUUCAGUAUUGUGGAGAAAAACUCUCAAGGCCAAGAAAGGUGAGCAUAUUUGGCUGGUACUGGACGGACCUGUGGAUGCUAUUUGGAUAGAAAAUCUUAAUUCCGUUCUUGAUGACAAUAAGACUCUUACUUUGGCAAAUGGAGAUCGUAUCCCAAUGGCCUCAAAUUGCAAGAUAGUCUUUGAGCCUCAUAACAUUGACAAUGCUUCUCCAGCCACUGUCUCUCGGAAUGGGAUGGUGUACAUGAGUUCCUCUGUACUUGACUGGAGGCCUAUUUUGGAGAGCUGGUUAAUGUUACGUUCACAACAUGAAGCUCAAAUCCUCAAGGCAUUGUAUGAAACGGUCUUCCCAGAGCUUUAUCGUUUUAGCAUACAGUCCUUAAAUCAAAAGAUGGAAAUGCUUGAAGCCUUUGUCAUUAUGCAAAGUAUUAACAUGUUGGAAGGUCUUCUACCACCAAAGGAGCAGUCUGGCGAGUUCAAUCAGAAGAGGCUGGAACGGCUGUUUAUCUUUGGCCUCAUGUGGAGUAUUGGUGCCACUCUAGAGUUGGAUGAUAGAAGAAAGAUGGAAUAUUGGCUGAGAAAUCAUGCUUCUAUCAAAUUAGAUAUGCCCGAAAUGUCUUACCUUGGUGAUGAAGAAACAAUGUUUGACUACCUCGUGGACCCCAAUGGGAAUUGGUUACACUGGAGCACGCAAGUGGAGGAGUACAUUUAUCCGCUAAACGCCAUUCCAGAAUAUGGAUCGAUCCUUGUGCCAAAUGUUGACAAUGUCAGGACAAGUUUUCUUAUUGAUAUUGUUGCUAAACAGCACAAGGGUGUACUUUUGACUGGCGAACAAGGAACUGCUAAGACAGUCAUCAUAAAAAGCUACCUAUCCAAAUAUAAUACUGAGACUCGCCUGCAGAAGAGCCUUAAUUUUUCCUCAGCCACUACACCUCUCAUGUUUCAGAGAACUGUUGAAAGUUAUGUGGACAAAAGGAUGGGAAAUGUUUAUGGACCUCAAGCUGGAAAAACAAUGACUGUGUUUAUAGAUGAUAUCAGCAUGCCUAUUGUUAAUGAGUGGGGUGAUCAGGUAACCAAUGAAAUUUUGAGGCAGCUGAUAGAACAGAAUGGAUUCUAUAGCCUGGAGAAGCCAGGAGAGUUCACACAUAUUGUGGACAUGCAGUUUAUUGCUGCAAUGAUCCAUCCUGGCGGAGGACGGAAUGAUAUUCCUCAAAGGCUGAAGAGGCAUUUUGCCAUAUUUAAUUGUACAUUGUCUUCAAACAUCUCCAUUGACAAAAUCUUUGGUGUGAUUGCAGUGGGACAUUUCUGCAAGCAACGGAGGUUCACUGAGGAGGUUGCAGCUUUGGCAGCUCAACUUGUUCCCAUCACACGCAAACUCUGGCAACUUGUCAAAGUGAAGAUGCUUCCUACACCAGCAAAAUUUCAUUAUGUGUUCAAUUUACGGGACCUCUCCAGAAUCUGGCAAGGCAUGCUCAUCACCACUGCAGAGGUCAUUCAUUGUAAAGAGAUUCUUCUGAAGCUCUGGCAACACGAAUGUACCCGAGUAGUGGCUGAUCGUUUUACAAGCUCCGAGGACUGUGAAUGGUUUCAUAAAACGCUGAUGGAUGUGGCUGCUGAAGAAUUUGGGGAAGAAAUGAGGAGUGUCAUGAGUGCAGAAGAGACUGAAAACUUCUUUAUAGAUUUCCUGCGUGACCCACCCGAAGCUACAGGAGCGGAACCAGAGGACAAAGAAUAUGAGAUGCCGAAAGUGUAUGAGGCUGUGGAAUCUUUGGAAGUCUUAAAAGAGAGAAUGAAUCUUUUCAUGUUCCUUUACAACGAGACAGUACGAGGGGGGCAUCUGGACUUGGUCUUCUUUGAAGAUGCCAUAAUUCACCUGGUCAAGAUAUCGCGCAUCAUCAGAACACCUCGGGGCAAUGCUCUGCUUGUUGGUGUGGGUGGUUCGGGUAAACAGAGCCUAACAAGACUCACUUCAUUUAUUGCUGGGUACCAGACAUUCCAAAUCACUCUCACCAGAUCAUACAGUACCUCAGACCUGUUGGAAGAUCUGAAGACUCUGUACAAAACAGCUGGACAGGACGGAAAUGGAGUAACCUUUAUUUUUACCGACAAUGAAAUCAAGGAUGAGGCUUUUCUGGAGUAUUUGAACAAUGUGCUUUCCUCUGGAGAGGUUUCAAACCUCUUUAAUCGAGAUGAAAUGGAUGAAAUUUGCAAUGAUCUUGCACUUGCAAUGAAGCAACAGUUUCCUAGACGACCCCCAACUAAUGAAAACCUGUACGAUUAUUUCAUGUGCCGAGUGCGGCAGAACUUGCACGCCGUGCUUUGUUUCUCACCAGUUGGAGAAAAGUUCCGAAAUCGAGCGCUGAAAUUCCCAGCACUGAUUUCUGGUUGCACCAUGGAUUGGUUCAGUCGCUGGCCAAAGGAUGCUCUCAUUGCAGUAUCUGAACACUUCUUGUCCUCAUUUGAGAUCGACUGCAGCCUGGAGGUGAAGCAGGAAGUGGUGGAGUGCAUGGGUACUUUCCAGGAUGGUGUAGCAGAGAAAUGUGUCUUGUACUUUGAAAGGUAUCGCCGUUCAACCCAUGUUACACCCAAGUCAUAUCUGUCCUUCAUUCAGAGCUAUAAAGUCGUGUACCAGGAGAAACAAUCGGAGCUGCAGACUAUGGCAGAGAGAAUGAAGACUGGUUUGCAGAAGUUGAAGGAAGCUUCGGAAUCUGUUGUAGCCCUUAGCAAAGAACUGGAAAUAAAAGAAAAAGAGCUUAAAAUCGCCAAUGACAAGGCUGACAUGGUUCUUAAAGAGGUGACUGUGAAAGCUCAGGCAGCGGAGAGUGUGAAAAUGGAAGUACAAAAAGUCAAAGACCUCGCCCAGAUGAUUGUGGACGGCAUAUCUGCAGAUAAGGCAGUGGCUGAGAAAAAGCUUGAAGCUGCCAGACCUGCAUUGGAGGAAGCUGAGGCAGCCCUGCAGACAAUUAAACCAGCUGACAUAACCUUAGUGCGGACUCUCGGGCGUCCGCCUCAUUUGAUCAUGAGGAUAAUGGACUGUGUGCUGCUGCUGUUGCAAAGGAAACUGAACCCUAUAAGACUUGAUGUGGAGAGGAACUGCGUUAUACCAUCAUGGCAGGAAUCACUGAAGUUCAUGGCAGGAAACCCUCUCCAAGCACUGCAGCAAUUUCCUAAAGACACCAUCAAUGAAGAGACGGUUGAACUGCUCUGUCCCUAUUUUCAAAUGCCGGAUUAUAACAUUGAUGUGGCCAGACGGGUUUGCGGUAAUGUUGCUGGUCUUUGCUCCUGGACUCGAGCCAUGGCCUACUUCCAUGAGAUAAAUAAAGAAGUCUUGCCUCUUCAGGCCAACCUUGCUGUACAGGAAAGUCGCCUGGCCAUUGCCCUGGAGGAUCUGAAGAAGGCUCAGUGUGAGCUUGAUGCCAAGCAGGCUGAGCUUGAUACUGUGCAGAUGGAAUAUGAGCAAGCAAUGAGAGAGAAACAGACACUACGAGAGGAUGCUGAACGCUGCCGGCAGAAGAUGCAAAUGGCUUCAAGUCUGAUCGAUGGUCUGUCAAAUGAGAAAGAACGCUGGACUGAGCAAGGCAAAGAAUUUGCUGCUGAGGAGAAAAGACUUGUGGGUAAUGUUCUCGUGGCUACAGCUUUCUUAUCCUACUCUGGUCCUUUUAACCAGGAAUUCAGAAACCAGUUGUUAAGCAAAUGGCAGCAAGAAAUAACAUUACGUAAUAUCCCUUUCACCACACAUCUGAAUGUCUCGGAGAUGCUUGUUGAUGGUCCCACGGUUGGAGAAUGGAAUUUACAAGGCCUUCCGAAUGACGACUUCUCAAUACAAAAUGGAAUAAUUAUUACAAAGGCAGCUCGCUAUCCUCUGUUAAUUGAUCCUCAGGCUCAGGGGAAGACCUGGAUAAAGAACUAUGAAGCUAAAAAUGAGCUUCAGGCAACAUCACUGAAUCAUAAGUAUUUCAGAAAUCAUUUGGAGGACUGCCUUUCACUUGGUAGGCCAUUAUUAAUUGAGGAUGUCGGAGAUGAAUUGGAUCCAGCACUAGACAAUGUGUUGGAGAAAAACUUCAUUAAAACUGGCUCAACACAUAAGGUGAAAAUAGGAGACAAGGAGACAGAGAUCAUGAAUGGUUUCAGACUGUACAUCACCUCAAAAUUGGCAAACCCUGCUUUUACCCCUGAAAUAAGUGCCCGGACUUCAAUUAUUGAUUUCACUGUCACCAUUAAAGGUCUGGAGGAACAGCUGUUGGGACGAACCAUUCUCACUGAGAAGCAGGAACUGGAGAGAGAGAGAACAAACCUGAUGGAGGAUGUGACUGCAAAUAAAAGAAAGAUGAAGGAGUUAGAAGAUAAUCUCCUUUACCGUUUAACAACCACCCAGGGUUCCCUGGUGGAUGACGAAAGCCUCAUCAUAGUGCUUCGAAAUACGAAGCAGACAGCUGAAGAGGUAACAAAGAAGCUGAAGACAGCAGCUGAGACAGAAAUGCAAAUUAACAGUGCCAGAGAAGAGUACAGACCAGUUGCUACAAGAGGCAGCAUUCUUUAUUUCCUGGUUGUUGAGAUGAGUAUGGUGAACGUGAUGUAUCAGACAUCUCUGCGGCAAUUCCUUGGGAUCUUUGACCUAUCAUUAGUCAGAUCCAUCAGAAGCCCAUUCACCAGCAAGAGAAUAGUGAGCAUCAUUGAUUAUAUGACAUAUGAGGUCUAUGCCUACACAGCUCGUGGGUUGUACGAACAACACAAAUUCCUUUUCACGCUUCUGCUCACAUUGAAAAUUGACAUGCAGAGCCACAAGGUUAAGCAUGAAGAAUUUUUCACUCUCAUAAAAGGUGGUGCCUCACUGGAUCUCAAAACCUGUCCUCAAAAACCCGCCAAGUGGAUUCUUGAUAUGACAUGGCUAAAUCUAGUUGAACUCGGUAAACUUCAUCAGUUUAGAGACAUCCUUGUCCAGAUUGGUGAAAAUGAGAAGCAGUGGAAAAGUUGGUUUGAUAAAGAUGCACCAGAAGAGGAAACGUUUAUGCCUAAUGAUUACCAUCAAUCUCUGGAUUGCUUUCGCAAACUUUUAUUAGUCCGAUCCUGGUGUCCAGACAGAACAAUUGCACAGGCUCGUAAGUAUAUCAUGGACUCUCUAGGCAAGAGAUACGUAGAAGGUGUCAUCCUGGAUCUUGAAAGGAGCUGGGAGGAGACUGAACCCAGGACCCCACUCAUCUGUUUCCUCUCCAUGGGAUCGGAUCCGACAGAUCGCAUCAUUGCUCUUGGAAAGAGACUGAAAAUCGAGACUCGCAGUGUGUCCAUGGGCCAGGGCCAAGAGAUGCAUGCACGCAGAUUACUACAGCAUACCAUGACAAGUGGAGGUUGGGCUUUACUGCAGAAUUGCCACCUAGGACUGGAUUUCAUGGAUGAAUUGAUGGAUACAGUCACAGAAACUGAAACUAUACAGGAUUCAUUUCGACUCUGGAUAACUACUGAAGUUCACAAGAACUUUCCUAUUACUCUGCUGCAAAUGUCCAUAAAGUUUACCAAUGAAAUACCACAAGGAUUAAAAGCUGGAUUGAAACGCACAUUCUCAGGUGUCACCCAAGACCUACUAGAGAUCAGUAACAUGCCACACUGGAAAUUUAUGUUGUAUGCAGUAGCUUUCCUUCAUUCUGCUGUGCAAGAAAGACGCAAGUUUGGACCUCUUGGGUGGAACAUCCCUUAUGAGUUUAAUCAAGCUGACCUAAAUGCAACAAUCCAGUUUGUGCAAAACCAUCUUGAUGACCUGGAUGGCAAAAAGGGCGUGUCGUGGAAUACAAUUCACUACAUGAUUGGAGAGAUCCAGUACGGAGGACGUGUCACGGAUGAUUACGACAAGCGACUUUUAAACACAUUUGCUAACGUGUGGUUCAGUGAAAAUAUGUUCAAACCAAACUUCUGUUUUUAUAAGGAUUACACCAUCCCGAACUCCACAACACCAGAACAAUAUAUACAGCACAUACAGAGCCUACCAGCAUAUGACACCCCAGAGGUCUAUGGUCUUCACCCAAAUGCUGAUAUUACUUAUCAAAGCAAACUUGCCCAAGACGUUCUAGAUACAAUUCUUAACAUCCAGCCAAAGGAUAGCUCAGCAGAGGAUGGUGAAACCCGGGAGGCUGUUGUUGCCCACAUUGCCGAUGAUAUGUUGAUGAAGUUACCUCCUAAUUACAUUGUUUAUGAAGUUAAAAACAGGUUAGCAAAGAUGGGUGCUAUUCAGCCAAUGAAUAUCUUCCUCCAUCAGGAAAUCGAUCGAAUGCAGAAAGUUAUUUCAUUGGUGCGCAGCACGUUAAUGGAUCUGAAGCUGGUCAUCGACGGUACAAUUAUUAUGAGUGAAAACUUGCGGGAUGCACUCGACUGCAUGCACGACGCUCGUAUACCAGCCAGGUGGCUUAAGGCAUCUUGGACCUCAAGCACGCUGGGAUUCUGGUUCACCGAACUAUUGGAAAGGGAUCGUCAGUUCCAUUCUUGGAUAUUCGAAGGGAGGCCAAAUAGUUUCUGGAUGACGGGUUUCUUCAACCCUCAAGGCUUCCUUACAGCUAUGAGACAGGAAGUUACACGAAUUCAUAAGGGCUGGGCUCUGGACAGUGUAGUGCUUCACAGUGAUGUAACGAGAAUAUCAAAGGAAGAUAUUACCCAAUCUCCUUCUGAGGGAGUCUAUGUCUUUGGCCUUUAUCUAGAAGGUGCAGGAUGGGAUCGGCGCAACCACAGAUUGACAGAAUCCAAACCAAAAGUUCUGUUUGAAAUGUUGCCCAUAAUUCAUAUCUCUGCUAUAAACCACCACGAUUCUAAAGAUGUACGGGUGUAUUCCUGUCCUGUCUACAAAAAGCCAGUAAGAACUGAUCUGAAUUACAUUGCCUCUGUCGACUUGAAAACGAUGCGCCCACCUGAUCACUGGAUACUGAGAGGUGUUGCAUUGCUCUGUGAUGUGAAGUAGGAAGUUUACUUGACAGUCUAAUGGUAAAGAUUCAGGCGGAAAAUGAAGAUGAAGAGGAAACUACAUUGACCAGAAGUUAACAAUGCGAUACAAGAGUAACCGUAUUCCAAUUGACCAUUACCCAACUUCAAAGUAAGAAAUCCAAAUUCAAAG
Amblyraja radiata (thorny skate) is the source of this 12063-nucleotide messenger RNA. RefSeq names its product dynein heavy chain 5, axonemal-like. Gene Ontology annotation, cellular component: axonemal dynein complex. The coding region runs from base 1 to 11910 and encodes 3969 amino acids. Gene Ontology annotation, molecular function: ATP binding; minus-end-directed microtubule motor activity; ATP hydrolysis activity. The transcript is spliced from 67 exons. Gene Ontology annotation, biological process: microtubule-based movement. Lineage: Eukaryota; Metazoa; Chordata; Chondrichthyes; Rajiformes; Rajidae. The record is from RefSeq and is a predicted model, not a curated record.